Molecule: messenger RNA, 1608 nt
Organism: Talaromyces amestolkiae
Lineage: Eukaryota; Fungi; Ascomycota; Eurotiomycetes; Eurotiales; Trichocomaceae
Exons: 3
Coding region: 1-1608 (535 amino acids)
Biological process (GO): amino acid transmembrane transport
Cellular component (GO): membrane
Molecular function (GO): amino acid transmembrane transporter activity
Source: RefSeq, a predicted model, not a curated record
AUGGGUACAGAGAAAGAAAUAAACAUCUCAUCAGAUGUCGAGCCAGCUAGAGCUGACGUCAAGCCUGGCGAGACCACCAAGCGUGGCCUCAAGUCGCGACACGCCCAGAUGCUCGCUCUUGGUGGGACUAUUGGUACAGCACUUUUCGUCAGCACUGGCCAGACCUUAGCCAAAGGCGGUCCUGCCUUUCUUUUAGGGACAUUUCUCUUUAUGUCCGUUGUUGUGUAUACUGUCGUCACUGCUCUUACGGAAAUUGCUACUUGGAUGCCCGUGUCUGGUAGCUCUGUAAGUUAUUAUGCCAAUCGUGUUGUUUCGCCUUCUUUUGGAUUCGCGACUGGAUGGCUUUAUGUCUACUGCCUCGGUAUCCUGGCUCCGUAUGAGGUCACUGCGGCUUCUUUGGUCAUCAGCUAUUGGCAUAGUACAAUCAAUAUCGGCGUCUGGAUUACCGUCAUGAUUGUUGUUGUGGUCGCAUUGAACUCCUUACCCGUUCGAUUCUAUGGCGAGUCCGAGUUCUGGUUUGCGUCGCUCAAGGUUAUCAUGAUGGCUGGACUCUUGGUUGUGUCAGUGGUCCUAUUUUUUGGUGGUGGUCCAGAUCAUGAUAGACUUGGCUUCCGAUACUGGCAUCACCCAGGAGCCGCGAAUGAGUACAUACUAGAUGGCAAUACUGGCCGACUCAUCUCACUGCUGGCAACCCUUGUUCUAGCCGCGCUUCCAUUUACCUUCGCUCCCGAGUUCCUGAUCCUGACAACCGGUGAAAUGGCCGCACCCCGCCAAACACUCCCCAAGGCUGCACGUCGUUACAUUUACCGUAUCUUGUUUUUCUACAUCUCUUCCGUGCUAGCUAUUGGUGUCAUUUGUCCUUCUAAUGACCCAGCUUUGACUAGCGGCGGCAAAGGAGCCGGCGCUUCUCCCUUCGUUGUAGCCAUCAAAAACGCCGGCAUUCCAGUCCUCGACAGUGUCAUCAAUGCCGGUAUUUUGAUCUCGGCCUGGUCUUCCGGGAACUCCUUCUUCUACAUGGCAACUCGCUCAUUGUACUCUCAAGCCCUAGCUGGCAACGCACCCUCAUGGUUCUUAGCAUGUACAAAAGGCGGCGUUCCAUAUCGGUGCGUGAUGGCAAUCGCACUCUUCUGCCCCCUCGCAUACCUCAACUUGAGCAGCAGCAGUGCAGUCGUGUUCAAUUGGUUCAUCAACUUCACAAACGAAUCUGCAUUCAUUUCCUGGACCUGCUGCUGUAUUGUGCACCUACGCUUCCGCAAAGCUUGCAAGGCCCAGAACAUUACCAAUUUGCCAUAUUCGUCCAAGCUUCAACCUUGGGGAUCGUACUUUGGAAUUGUCUUCUUCCCGUUCCUUGCCCUCCUUAAUGGUUUUGAUGUAUUCUUCCCCGAGAAUUGGAGCACGUCGUCAUUUUUCACUGCCUAUGUCGGGAUUCCAUUGUUUUUGGCAUUCUACGUUGGCCACAGGAUUUACAACAGGAGUGAUCCUUGGUUGUAUGACCCUGCCUCGGUCGACCUCAGUGUUGAUGAUGUUGAGGGUAUUCUUGAAGAAGUGCCGAGAACAGUUGAUGGUAAGCGCAAAUGGUGGCAAUUUGUCACUCUGCUAUGGGAGUAA